Molecule: messenger RNA, 1806 nt
Organism: Huiozyma naganishii CBS 8797
Lineage: Eukaryota; Fungi; Ascomycota; Saccharomycetes; Saccharomycetales; Saccharomycetaceae
Gene: SYO1
Product: Syo1p
Exons: 1
Coding region: 1-1806 (601 amino acids)
Biological process (GO): protein import into nucleus; ribosomal large subunit biogenesis
Source: RefSeq, a predicted model, not a curated record
AUGGGUAAGUCAAGGAAGAGAAGUAAAGCGUCAAGAAGCAGAUUGAACCCGCUGGCAAAAACGCGCGACGGUAACGAUUCAAGCAAGGAUGCCAACCUGAUCAACACGAAAAUUCAACCGCUGUUGAAGAAUCUUCAAAGUUCUGUCCCUAACGACAGGAGCAUGGCGCUGAGCUCUAUCAGUGUUUUGUGCGAGGAUCCACAUAUGAGGUUUUUGCUUUUGAAGGAGAAAUUAGUGCAAACAGUUUCGACCACAUUGAUCAACGAUAGUAACACUGAUAUAGUCAUCGAGUCCCUUGGACUUUUGAGGAAUCUAGUGCUCGAAGAAGGAUACGAUGUCGCCAUCCAUCUGUGGAGGAUAGAUAUCUGGAGCAACAUCCAGAAUGGGGCAGAACAGACUCUGAAGUCCCUGAAUGCGAUGAUCGAGGGGAGGGAUAAAGUCGAGAAGCAAUCGAGGAGGUUGCUGUUCGAGUAUGCGGACAACCUGAUCUCGUUGGUGGUUGCGCUAACAAAUGCAUCUGACGAUAUUUUAGAAGAAGUGUUGAACGGUGAGAAACUGGAUGUGCUUUUGAUCGUCAUCUCCAAAUUCAUCGAGUACGGGUUUUCUGACUUACCGACCUACCUACAAAAUAGCAUAUUGGAUUUCAUCUACGAUUUCAGCUCUGAAUCGUUUGAAUUCGUCGAUAAAAUAGUCGAGGCAGAGACCAUAUGGCAGUUGAUCAGAGAUCUUGUGCCUGACCUGGCGUCGUCCAACGAAUUGACUAUAAUCCUCUUGCAAGGUAUCCGCCUUCAAUUCUUGGACGCCGUUUCGGAAGAGGAGCUUACGGGUGCAAAAUGUUCCGAGAUCAUAGGGAACAUUUUAGCCGCAACGUUGCGUAUAGAUCUAGACUCCAUGAAACAAACGUUGAGUAACGUUGUGAACAAGGACACUACGGAACUCGACACCUCGAAACUGAAAGAUUUUGCGAAGCAGAAGCAGUUGGCCAUGAUGCAAUACCAGGCGCUUGAAACUGCGCUUGACAUUCUGACGGGUGUCAUCGAGAUCAUUGCCUCGUCUCAGAUCGAUUUCAAUGACCACCUGAUGCAAUUGCUGAUGACGCAGGUCCCCGCACAUCUGAGAGUUUCAUAUGAGGAGUUCCCGGACAGGACAUUAAUCGCUUGGAAUAACCUGCUGUGGCUCUACAUCACGAUAAACUGCGACGUCGAUCUACAACAACUGCGCGAUCUGUGGUCGCUCGUGCAUAACGGUGCAUCCGUGGAUGCCACCGAGGCGGUGCUCUUGGGGAAAAUGAGUGUUGUGUGGGCGAUCUUGAAGCUGUGCGGUGUGCAAGGUCACAUAUCGCUGCUACGAGAGUUGCAAGUGUGGGACAACACAUCGUUUGGGCAGAGUGUCAUUGCGGAAUUUGGCAAGUCCAAAGAUAUCGGAUUCCAGCGGAAAUGCUGCGGUGCGCUGACGUGUGUGGCCUCAUACCAGGGCCAGUCCGAGCAGUGCAACAAGUUCGUCGGCGAUUUUUUUUCGAGACGCUUAGUGGUGGGCAAUCCGAGCCCGCUCCUGAGCUUCUUAUUGACAUGGUCGAAGCUCUGUUUGAGAUAUACGCGGAUUCAAGUUACGACUACGACGCGGCGGUAUUUGUCGGCGGGUCAGUAUGCGGAGAGGCUGGCCAACACGGUUGUCCCGCACUUGAGAUCCGUGUUCAAGAUGGUGGACAAGAACAAAACCCCGGAGUUGAAGGAGCGGUGCACGGCGUGUUUGGACACGCUACAAAGGUUCAUCGAGUACAAAGUCAACGAGGCCGCAUCGAAAUGA